This is a messenger RNA of Drosophila novamexicana, 5025 nucleotides long. Its product is annotated as ataxin-2 homolog. Gene Ontology annotation, cellular component: cytoplasmic stress granule. The record is from RefSeq and is a predicted model, not a curated record. Gene Ontology annotation, biological process: cytoplasmic stress granule assembly. NCBI's taxonomy places the organism in Eukaryota, Metazoa, Arthropoda, Insecta, Diptera, Drosophilidae. The transcript is spliced from 5 exons. The coding region runs from base 892 to 4245 and encodes 1117 amino acids. Gene Ontology annotation, molecular function: RNA binding.
ACCAUUUUAGGGUUGUAAAACACAUAUCGAUAUCUGGCCAUAGUUGAAUAAAAUAUGCAGUUCAGCUAACUUUUGUGCAACCUUGUUCGUUUAUCGCAGCGAAUAAAAAUAUAAUUAGGAAAAAUAUAUUUAUCUGACGUUAAACAACUUAAGCGCCGUCGCUAUUGCUCGUUUUUUUGCCCAAAAAAGCCAGCCAGUGAGAAGCGCAGAAAUAGGAGGCGAGGCGACCAUUGAACGAAAGCAAAAAUUCGCAAAAUUCAAGCAACGAGUGCGAGUGAAAAAGUGCAAAGGCAGAAGAAGAAGGAGGAGGUAAAGCAGAGGCAAAGUAGAAAACGACUAGCCACAAAGCACGAAAGGCUAACCCCCAAACAAAAAGAAGUGCGUGAAUAUUUAGAAAAAUUAACGCCCGACCGCCAUUAGUGUUUUUGUUAUCGUCGUCGUCGUCAACGUUUUAUUUGUUGUUACUCGGAAAAGGUGUUGAAUGCUGGCUCCGGGAAAGGCGAAGAAGAUCGGGCGACAACUCCUUCAUUAAAGCGAGCAUAUUGUCGACAUCGUACCCGUUCCCCGUCUCCAUUUCUUCCUUGUAUCUGUUGUGCAUCGUGACGUCGCCAAGCGAAAUUCAGAUUCAGCCACCCAGCCAAAGCCAGCGAGAAGAGAUACAAAGCAAAGAGCCAAUAGACAGAAGCAGCAACAGAAAUCAGAAGUAUUUAAACAAAAAAAAAAGAAGAGAGAAAAAAAACAACAGAAAAAGUAGACGCAACCGAAGAAGAAACGCAUAAAAAUAAAAUUUAAAUCAGAAAUAAGUUCAACUGAAAGCAGAGCUCCCCGUGCGUUCGUCGACUUUUGGUGCUGGCAAUUGGCAAUUGGCAAUUGGCUUGCCCAUCUUCUAUUAUGAACAACAAUAGCAAGCGGAAAAGUCGACCUAGUGGCGGAGGCGGUGGCGGUGCCAGCGGCGGCAUCUCAAGAUACAACGCCAACGACAACAGUUUACGGCAAGCGAACAACAAGGCGGGCGGCGUCGGUAGCGGCAGUGGCGGCGGCGGAGUUGGACGUUCGCUGGCGCAGGGCGUCUAUAACAACACCUUUUUCAUGCACUCGGCAACGGCGCUGGUCGGCAGCGUUGUGGAGGUUCGCCUGCGUUCGGGUAAUAUUUAUGAGGGCGUAUUCCGUACAUUUUCGGGCAAUUUUGACAUCGCACUGGAGCUGCCGGCGUGCAUUAAAGCAAAAAAUCAGCCCGAUGAGGGCAAAACAGUUCCCAAACACAUCAUAUUCCCGGCGGACACCGUGGUAACCGUAAUAGCUAAGGAUUUCGAUUCGCAAUACGCGACUACGGGCGCAUUUAAGACCGACGGCGCCAUAUCCGACAAGUGCAACGGCACACGCUUCGACGAAAAGGAGCUUGAGCCAUGGGACUCUGGUGCCAAUGGCGACAUUGAAAUUGAAUUGGAUGGCGCCGCCAAUGGCUGGGAUGCAAAUGAGAUGUUCCGCAAGAAUGAGAAUCAGUUUGGUGUCACGUCAACCUUCGAUGAUUCGCUGUCAUCGUACACGGUUCCCCUGGAUAAGGGCGAUUCGUUAGAGUUCAAGGAGGCCGAGGCCAAGGCUGAGAAAUUGGCGGCAGAGAUUGAGAACAAUCCCACAUGCCGGGAGCGUUUGGAUUUAGAAAAUGGUGAUGAAGAAACUCUUUUCGCUGCCGUCGAAAGACCAGCGCCAGAUCAUGAACAAGAGCGCGAGCGUGAGCGCAUCGAACGGGAGAGGGAGCGCGAACGGGAGCGUGAAGAACGCGAACGUGAGCGGGAACGUGAACGAGAUCGCGGCAAUAAGCCACGUGGUGGCGGCCCAGGUGACUACCAGCUGCGUGAGACAAUGAGCAGCGAUCGUUACAUCACCAAACAGACGCGCAGCAACAAUGGGCCGCCUGGAUCGCAUGCUGUCAUGUCCUCGCAAUCUUCAACAGUGACCGGAUCACGCGAUCGUGAUAAUCGCGAUUCGGUUAUGAUGGGUCAGCAGGGCAUGGGCCAGGGCGGAGCAACACAAUCGCAAGCAGUGCUUAUACUGGCUGGCAGUUUGAAAAAUCCGGGCCCAUCCUCGGCGUCAGGUAAUCCAUCAGAUACGGCAGCCGGCAGCAAAUAUGGCGGUGGGGGCUCGAUGAUAAAACGCAAUAAGCCUGUGACGCAAGGCGGCAAAAUAUUGCGCGGCAAUCCGCCCAACAACGUCGGCGCCGGCAACACAUCAAAUGUGCCACAAGGCAAUAACACCAACAAUGUGGGCAACAAGAGUGGUGGCUCAUCAAUGGGCAUACAGAAUCAGUUCUCCUACCAGAGCAACUCACAGGUUAUACACGGCUCCAAUCAAUACCGCAACCAAGGGCAUAUAAGCGGUGCGUCCAAAUUGAACGGCGGCGAAUCUGGCUCCAAUACGGGCAAGCCGUUGCCUCAGCGCCAGAUGCGCCAGUACCAGGGCUCUCAGAGCAGCUCCUCGCUCAAUUAUGGCGGUGAUACGCAACCGCUGGGUAAGCCCAUGCACGGUGGCCAUGUUCAUGGUGGCCACAACAGUAACUCGCCGCCACUGCAGACUGGUGGCCAGCAGCAGCAGCAGCAGCAGCCGCCGCCGCAACAACAGCAACAACCACAACAGCAACAGGCACAGCAACAGCACCAGAGUCAGCCGCAACAGCAACGUCAAGUACGCUCGCGCGAUAAUCAAACUCAGGAUCUGCGUCAGUUUGGUCAGAACUUUCAUCUGGUUAGCAACAAUUCGCCGCCGCAGCAACAACAACAGCAGCAUAAUCUGCAACGUGGUGGCUUGCAGCAAUCGGUAUCACCGCCGCAGCAGCAACAACAACAACAACAGUCGCAAAUGGUCAUGCAGCAUGUGCAUGUUCCACCGCUUCAUCACCAGCAGCUGCCACCACAACAACACUAUGUUUCUCAGCAGCAGCAGCAGCCGCCACCACAACAGCAACAUGCUCAACACAUGCAACAAAAGGCGCCACCGUCGCAGCAGCAGCAGCAACUGGUUGCUGACAGUCAGCACCAGCAUGUGUCCAAGCAGCAACAGCAUCAGGGGCAGCCUCAGACACAGCCCACACAACAGCAACAACAGCAGCAGCAGCAACAGCAGCAACAACAACAGCAGCAGCAGCAACAACAACAGCAGCAACAGCAGCCGGUGCAGCUGGUCCAGGAGCCAAGCCAGCCACCGCAACCUAUAUAUCAAGUUAUGACGGUGGUGCCUCCUUCUAGCAUACAACAGCCGCAAACUUCGCCCGUGGUGAUAACCUCGCCAGCUAUAAUGGAACAGCAAGCGCCUCCGCCCUUACAGGCCACUCCAAAGCCGGACGCAUCGCCAGCACCCAAUAUUGGUGUGGGGGCUAGUAGCAGCAGUAGCAGCACCACGCCCACGGGUAUUGCCAACACGCCCACAACGGCCACCACUGGUGGUACCGGCACUGGGUCAGAUAAGUCCACACCAGUGGCCAGUGCUACAAGCAGCGCCACGGCCACAGCCGCUGGCGGCACAGGCAGCAGCACCACUACCAGCGGCGCCACGCCUGUGGUAAAGAAACCACAUGUGCUGAAUCCAUCAGCCAAGCCAUUUACGCCGCGCGGUCCCAGUACACCCAAUCCAUCGCGGCCACAUACGCCACAAACUCCGGUGCCCAUGCAGACAAUCUUCACGACCACGGGCGCCCAUAUGGCGGCGGCCAACCAACCGAUCUACAUGGUGCAGCAGCCGCAUGCAUUCCAAGCACCGACACAUCCAGGCGGGCAGGCGCCGCGCAUGCGUCGUAAUAACUAUGGUCAAUUGGGUGGAUCACAAAUGCAUGUGUCAGCCACAGCGGCAACAGGACAGCCAUUGAUGGCCACGGCACCGUUACCACAAUUCAUUCAAUACCAGCAUACACCGCAUCCACCACAUUUCCAACCGCAAUAUGGCCCGAUGCCGAUGCGCGUGUAUCCAGAGCAGCCGCAACAGUUACAGUUCUUGGCACAGACGACGCCAUCGACGACGCCAUCACCGGGUCAGCCGCAUCAGGCUUUCCAUCCGCCACCACAGCCCUCCCCUGCCGGCGGGGGACCUCAGCCCACAUUCACAACCCAAGGACAACCACAGGCGGCAUACCACCUGAUGUGCGUACAUCCCCCGCAGAUCAUGCCCAGUCCCUACUUCCAGACGUCAACGCCGCAGCAUCCGCCGCAAAAUCAACAGUUUCAGAUUGUAAUGCAGCAGCAUACCACGCAGUAAGCUGUACGUUCUCGAUGGAAACAUUUGCGGCUGACGUCACAGUGGAACCCACAUCAACAGCGUCAAAAUCUCAUAGCCCCUUUCCGCCCCACGCCCUACAUGCACAGCAACACACCACACUCAGAUAUACACACACACACAAACACAAACAUACACAGACACACACACACGCACACACACAUGCGCAUAGAAACCAUCUCUGCAUCGCCAUCAACAACCACACUGAUGAUUCUUGGGCAUUGCCUGGACAGAUUGAGCUCCGAUCAGUUGUAUUCACCUCGCCAAGCCAUUCGUAAUGUCUAUUAUCAGGUGCGAUAAUGCGCUUCAUCCUGCAUCCAGCAUACAUCAUACUUAUACACAUCGCAAGAGAAACACCAACACAAACAACUAGGAAAUUAUAAAAUAUAAUUAACAAAAACAAAAAAAAGGAAGGGAAACUAGUGAAUUUAUCUAAAGCGCUCGAAAGCCAAAAAAAAAAAAUGAAUAUAUAUAUAUAUAUAUUUAUAUAUGUAUAUAUAUAUAUAUAUAUUUGUCAUUGAAUCAGCAAGAAGAACGUUGAUUUCAGAACAUCUCCAAAGUUGUUAUCCGAUGGCAUUACUGAUUUCUGUAUAUCCAAUCUCUAAUGACUUGUUUUGUGUAUCGAGUUGCCUGUACCGUGUCCCGAAAAUCAAACAAACCCCAAUUGAUUGAAAUUGUGCUGUAAAACAAAAAGAAAGAAUCAAAUCAAAAAAUUGAACUGAAGGAAAACACGUGAAGCCCAAUUAAAAAAGAAAAAACCAA